Messenger RNA from Linum trigynum, 3215 nucleotides. NCBI's taxonomy places the organism in Eukaryota, Viridiplantae, Streptophyta, Magnoliopsida, Malpighiales, Linaceae. The record is from the annotation of a GenBank genome assembly.
GUCUGUCUAGAAACAAGACACGUCAUACCGUUAAAAAAAUCCUCCUAGUGACAAAAAAAAAAGAGAGAAGAAAUUCGGUGAUCCUUCUUCAGACAGCAAUGUAUGAAUCUGGUCUGCCCACAGAAUUUCCUGUCACAGUGGGGACUCCAACGAGAUUGGUAACCAACACACGCGAAUAAGAGAGUACAGAGACCUUCUUCCAUUAUUUAGUAAGUUUCAGUUUUCUAAGGGGUCCUCUUGUACUGUUGACUGUUGUAUCUCCGCUCCGUUCUUUCUUUCAGUUACCUUUCAACAGAAGCAGGUUUCCAGUUUGUUUAUUUCGGGGGUCGCCCAUCAGUUUAAUCUGCAUAAUCUUGACGCCUUUUCUGCAUCUGCAUCUAAAUCGGGCCGUUUGGUAUCCUGGGUAUGUGUUUGUUUUCUACAGGAAAGUGAGAGAAAGUUACAAUCUUUUUUGUCUUAGCUGUUGUACUUCUCCGGUUUGUUCCUUAUGUCUCUUUUUAUUCGGCGAUCAAUAGCUCUAAUUCGAAUGAGAUUGCAGAAUUUCGCCUUCAGUAAUUUAUCUUUGUAUUGUGUUAGGACUUAGGAGUGGCUAUGCUUCCAUGUAAUUAUGUUAUUGGCUUACUUACAGCUUGUGGAGGUGUUUGAUUAUUUGAUUCGAUGGCGGCAAUACUAGCUUCACACAGUUGCUAUUGCCGCGAUGGGGAUUCGAUGAAUCAAGGCAGCAGGAUCUUGGAGAACUUCAGCUUCUCCAGUUCAGUUGCCACCUCAUUUCCAGCGUUAGUUGACAGCCGUGAUUAUCAGUCCCGAAAUUCGAGGUUGCUUCAAGUGCGAAUGACACAGACUGAAUCAUCCCCGGCCUCGAAGCUAGGCCCUAAUGGACGGCGACCUCCUGUGAAAAUGGUGCCGGUGAAUGAUGUGGUUAAAAGAAGGGCGGCACCAAAUGGAAGUGCAAAAGUAGAUGUGGUAGUGAAUGGUAAAAAACAGGUCAUCAAUGGAAGUACCUCGAGCAUAGUUAAGAAAACCCCUAGUGCUUCUUCAAUAGUACCAAGAUACGCAAAGAGGGAGAACGAGAAGCUUCCGCCUCUCAAUCUAAAGGAUCUCCCUACAGACGAAGGAUUCAGCUGGGCGAAUGAGAACUACAACAAUGCGCAGAGGAACAUCGAUGUUUGGUCAUUCUUCAUCGCAUUUCGACUGCGUAUCAUGUUUGACAAUGCUAAGUGGGCUUAUUUCGGAAGUUUCAGUGAAGAUCAGCAGAAAUUAAGGAGGAAGAACACUGCCGCGUGGCUAAGGGAGAAAGUAUUGCAAUUAGGUCCCACGUUUAUAAAGCUUGGACAGCUAUCCUCAACGAGAUCAGACCUUUUCCCCAGGGAGUUUGUCGAUGAGCUCGCCAAGUUGCAGGAUCGAGUGCCUGCAUUCCCACCAAAGAAAGCGAGAAACUUUGUCGAACGAGAACUCGGAGCCCCUAUAGACGUGCUGUUCAAAGAGUUUGAGGACAGGCCUAUUGCUGCCGCUAGUCUUGGUCAGGUGCAUAGAGCCAUCCUGCAUAACGGAGAGAAAGUCGUCAUCAAAGUUCAAAGGCCUGGGCUCAAGAGGCUGUUUGACAUUGACCUAAAUAAUAUGAAGAUAGUUGCAGAAUACUUGCAGAGAAGUGAGUCUUUUGGUGGUCCAACCAAAGAUUGGGUUGGCAUCUAUGAGGAAUGUGCCAAGAUUUUGUACCAGGAGAUUGAUUACAUUAAUGAAGGAAAAAAUGCUGAUAGAUUCCGCCGAGAUUUUAGGAAUGUGAAGUGGGUCCGAGUACCUAUGGUAUUCUGGGAUUACACAGCCAUGAAGGUUUUGACCUUGGAAUAUGUGCCAGGUGUCAAGAUAAACGAGUUGGAUCAGCUAGAUUCAAGGGGAUUCAGCCGUUCCCAGAUCUCCUCACGAGCCAUUGAAGCAUACUUGAUUCAGAUUCUGAGAACCGGUUUUUUCCAUGCGGAUCCUCAUCCUGGGAAUCUUGCAGUCGACACCGAUCAAGCUCUCAUCUAUUAUGACUUUGGCAUGAUGGGUGAGAUCAAGCCUUUUACCCGGGAAAGGUUGCUCGGACUUUUCUAUGCUGUUUAUGAGAAAGAUGCCAGAAAGGUUAUGCAGUGUCUGAUCGAUCUUGGAGCGCUUCAGCCCACUGGAGACCUGUCUUCGGUUAGGAGAUCUGUUCAGUUUUUCUUGGACAAUUUGUUGGGCCAGACACCUGAUCAGCAGCAGACUUUAUCAGCCAUUGGAGAGGAUUUGUUUUCAAUAGCUCAAGAUCAACCAUUUCGGUUCCCAUCAACAUUCACAUUCGUCAUAAGGGCAUUCUCAACACUUGAAGGCAUAGGAUACAUUCUCGACCCAGAUUUCUCGUUUGUGAAGAUUGCUGCGCCUUAUGCUCAAGAGCUUUUGGAUAUCAGACAAAAGCAACGGCCAGGCACACAACUAGUAGAACAGAUAAGGAAACAAGCGAAUGAUGCAAGAAGUUCUACAAUGUCCAUGCCGUACAGAGUCCAGAGGAUAGAAGAGUUCGUGCAGCAACUCGAAUCGGGAGACUUGAAACUUCGCGUCCGGGUUCUAGAGUCUGAAAGAGCGGCGAGGAAAGCAACCAUAUUGCAGAUGGCAACAAUGUACACAGUGUUAGGAGGCACCCUUGUGAACCUUGGGGUGACGUUCGGGAGUCAGGGAAGCCAACUUGUUGCCAAUGGGUCAUUUGUAGGCGCAGGAGUAUUCUUAGCUUUGCUUCUAAGGUCGAUGCAGAGGGUGAAAAAGCUGGACAAAUUUGAGAAGAUGAUAUAAGCAAAACAGAGAACUGGCUGGAACCAGGAUGCAUUGCUCUCAGUCGUCUUCUGUAUUUACUCUUUCUCUCACAAUCCUACCAGCAUUCAUCACAUCAAGAACCAAGAUGAUGAUUCACCAACACAUUAGAAUGAUAUAUAUAGGGGAAACACAAAAUUGUACAUGAAAUGUCAUGGAAACCCUUUUCUUUUACUCUUACAUCUUCUUUCCAUGGUUUAGCGGUUUAUGAUUAGUAUAUCUGUAUUACACAAUAAUAAGAUAAUUGUUGUUCAUCAUAAAACUCUACUCUUUAUCGUGAAGCUAGACUCUGCUAGUCGAAAUUACUAGCUCCUUUUUAUUUAUACCAGCAAGCAUCAUGGGGAUAUUAAUCUAAUUCAUAACCACAACUUACACAACAAAUUAAAAUUUUCUUU